This is a messenger RNA of Rotaria sp. Silwood2, 2265 nucleotides long. The record is from the annotation of a GenBank genome assembly. Lineage: Eukaryota; Metazoa; Rotifera; Eurotatoria; Philodinida; Philodinidae.
AUGGAAAAGUCUACUAAACUUUUCACUUCAUCAUUCUCUUCAACAGCAUCAACUAGUGUUCUCAACAAAGUGACACGUCUUAUCGAAGAACAAACAUCGGAAUCAAUACCUACAUUCAUUGCUCAAUCGUUUCAUUCUUUACUUAUCAUCGAACAUUGGACAUGGGAAAUACUUGGUAGUAAUUCCCGACAAUGGAUUAACGAGCAAUCCUAUUCAAAACUAUUUUAUGCUCUUGCAUCGUUCAACAUGAAAUUGAUUUUCUGUCAGGAUAAUAUCGAACCUGAUACAAAAGCAUCUCUUCUCCUUCCUGAUGCUAUCGAAUGCAUCAACAAUGUAUUCGAACAAAUCAAUAAAACGGACGAUACGACGGAUGAGACAUAUUUUAAGAUUAUUAAUCUUUGGUUCGAUGUUCUCUCACAUUUAAUUCAUGAAUAUAAUCAAUAUGUUUCAUCUCAUAUCUUUAAUCAUAUCAAUUACUACAUCGGCUGCCAUUAUCUGAUGAGUGAUCAGUACAAAUUCUAUUUGACCCAACUUCGGGAACGGAAUCUUCCAGACUCCGUAUUAACUAGUAAAUUACUCUUCUAUAUCAGAACAUGCACACUAUCAGUAAACGCCGGUUUAGAUCCAACAAAUGAAAAGUUUUCUUACACUAUCGAUCAGAUUCUCGAACAUUUCGCCGAAGAUUAUUCGGAAAUAAUUCGUGUUCAUAGUUAUACUGUUACAACAUGGAGCAAACAAUUACUCACAUGUAUCACACAUCUCAUCAGUCUUAUCGCUUCAAUUUGUUAUUGGGAUGAUAAGAAAACAAAAAAUAUCGAUAUAUUUGUUCCAUCGACAGACACAUCGUAUGAGUUUGUACAAGCACUCAUUCGUAUUAUCUGUCAUAAGCCAUUUCAUGAACAAAUCAAAGCUCAGUGGUCUAAUGAUGAAACAAUUCUUUUUGAUGCUAUUUUGAUUUUUCUAACUGGCGUCACAGAAACACAAGAUUUAAGUUGUCGCAUACUUUUAAGAACCGCAUUGGUCGAUCUAUUACAGACGAUGGCUCAAACAACAUUGUACGAUAGGAUUUGCCUUGGUGCUUACGGUAUUUUAGGUGUAAUUUUGUCGGAAAAUGAACUCAAACGUCUAAAUAUAGCUGAGAACAUGGUUUUAUUUUUCUUCAACAUCAUUGAACAAGCAUGGCGGCAUCCAACAAGAAGAUGCAAGCAAAUUCCAAUUUCUCGCCUGCUUCAUGGUUGUGUGAAUUUCUCAAAGAAUGAUAUCAUUCAACGUCAAACAGCCAAAGCAAAUAAAGUACCGUUGUUGGUUGAAAUGUGCGAUGAAUAUCCAAUUGUGUUCGAUAUUCUCUGGGGUCUUUCCUUCAAUCCGCUCAUUCAAGAGCAACUUCAUUUGAAUCAAUCGUUUAUGACCAAAUUGAAUCAACUCGACAAGAACUGUACCGAUGAAAAUAUAUGUAGGAUUGUCAGUGGAAUACUCUGGAAUUUAGAUUCGAAACAAGAUCAAAAUGUACCAUUUGCGGAUAAAACUGAUGAAAGAUCAUUUGAUAUAAUGAUAAGUUAUUCACAUAAGGAAAGAUUUAUUUGUAAACAAUUAUAUGAAGAACUUAUUCGACGCAGCUAUCGCGUCUGGAUCGAUUUUGACCACAUGCAUGGCAAUGUAAUGGAUGCAAUGGCAAAGGCUAUUGAGGGAUCGCAUACAAUAUUGAUUUGUAUGAGUGAACAUUACAAACGUAGUAAUUAUUGUCGAGCCGAAGCACAGUAUGCAUUCAAACGUCAGCUCAAGAUUGUACCAGUUCUCUUGCAACAACUUUAUAAGCCUGAUGGUUGGCUUGCAUUUCUUAUCGGUGAAUUGCUCUAUGUUAACUUCACGAAAUACAAUUUUCAACAAGCCUUUGAAAUGUUAAUUAAUGAGCUCAAUGCUCCCGCUCAUCAUGACAAUACUUCUGGUACACGUGUUUCACCUCCCAAGCCAGACACUCAGACGAAGAAUGCUGUUUCACUAUCAAUACCGGAGCAUCUUUCUACAAAUAUGCGAGACUGGACGCAAGCACAAGUGCAUGAUUGGCUGACAAAACAUAAUCUUGUGCAAAUGUCUGGGCUUCUUUUUGAUUAUGAUGGACGAAGUUUAAUGCAUUUGAUGAAGUUUGUCACCAAUGAUGAACCAAAACGAAUUUUAUCAUUAAUGGAAAAGGAUUCGCUACGACGAAUAAAGCAAACUUUGUCAUUAGUCGAGUUUGCUCGUCUCUGCAGCCUCAUGGAACAAUAA